AUGACGACGUUUUUGCGCCUGCAGCUGCUAGUGCAAGCUAUAACCGAGACUCUACACCCAGUUGGCUUCAGCUGGUCUCGAGGGCCACUGAACACACUAUUGAGCCGGUUGCCACUGCCUGUGUCCGUUCUUGACGGCGGUGCAACGGAUGUCGGUAUCUACAAUUCAAUGCAGUACGACUGGUUAGCCAAUGACGGAUCUCUGGUCUCUGUCUUCCGUGUCGGACGUCUGGACGGAGCUGCUGGCCUGUGGAGCAUUCUGAUCUGUGGGAACACCGGCGCACAGUACGCUUUCUCACUGGGUUUCCGCUCGCUAGCAGAAUCUUCCAUCGGCCUCUGCAAUCUGUCGGACGACAGUACCCACGUGGCCGCUAUAGCGCCCGCGGCACCAACAGCCGACGACAACCGUGACGUCACUUCCGCCCCCACAGACCUCGCGGCCUCCGCGAUCGCUGCCCAGACAACCGAUUCCACAAUCGCCAGGAAGAUCGCCGACGGAUUCGCGACCCCUGCGGAUAUCGGGAAUGACAACUGUGAGUACGUACAGUACAUCAUGUUGGUGAAUACCCACUGUCCUCGCAGCAGCUACAGCCUCUUCAUUCAGAAGCAGUCAGCCAAUCCCAUCAUCGUCGGGUCACAUCGUACAAUUAAAGAGCUGCAAGUCUUGAGGAGCUCGAUGCCUUCCCAAAUGUUCCUCCUGAACUUUGAAUGGUCUUGGGCGUGUGACUCCCAGGUGUGGGUGGGAAUGCUGUACUUCACCAGUGAGGCCUUGAGGGCAUCUCUGAAGCACUUCCUUUGUCCACCUGGGGUUCGCCUGCCGUUUCGGAGAACGGAUGGAGCAGCUGGUUGGGUCCUAAAGAACUGGAGAAUAGCCAGCGUUGUCCCAUUGGAUAAGAAGGGUAGCAGGGAUGCCUGUUGGGAAGGUCCACCACCACCUCGUGGAUGUGAAGUCUUUGUAGGAAAAAUUCCACGAGACAUGUAUGAAGAUGAAUUGGUACCUGUGUUCCAACGAGCAGGGAAAAUUUAUGAGUUUAGACUGAUGAUGCAAUUCAGUGGUGAGAAUAGAGGUUAUGCUUUUGUAAUGUACACUACAAGAGAAGAAGCCCAGAAUGCAAUCAAAAUGCUUAACAAUUAUGAAAUUCGACCUGGAAAAUUUAUUGGUGUUUGUGUUAGCUUGGAUAACUGCAGAUUGUUCAUUGGUGCAAUUCCAAAAGAGAAAAAAAAGGAAGAAAUCCUUGAAGAGAUGAAGAAGGUUACUGAAGGUGUCGUUGAUGUUAUUGUCUACCCCAGUGCCACUGACAAGACAAAGAAUCGUGGAUUUGCAUUUGUGGAAUAUGAAUCUCAUAGAGCUGCUGCAAUGGCAAGACGGAAACUAAUUCCAGGUACUUUUCAAUUGUGGGGGCAUACCAUUCAGGUGGAUUGGGCAGACCCUGAAAAAGAAGUGGAUGAGGAAACUAUGCAAAAGGUUAAGGUACUCUAUGUCCGAAACCUGAUGAUAUCCACAACAGAAGAGACUAUCAAAAUGGAAUUCAACAAAAUUAAGCCUGGAGCAGUUGAACGAGUAAAAAAGCUCAGAGACUAUGCAUUUGUGCAUUUUUUUGACAGAGAUGAUGCAGUUACAGCUAUGAAUAUUAUGAAUGGAAAGUGUAUAGAUGGUGCUAGCAUUGAAGUCACCCUUGCAAAGCCAGUUAAUAAAGAUGGCUCUUGGAAGUACACUCAAGGUAGUCAAGUCAAUAUUAAUUGUGAAAAUCAAUGACUAACAUUUACCAACAAGGAAGAUGGGAUAGCAAAAACCCCAGGAAGGUCACCAAGCUUACCGGCACGUCUGAAUGGUCACCAUAGCCCAUGCUCACCUGAACUGGAGAGAUGCACAUAUCCUUUAUUCCCUGGAAUAAAGCUUACACCUUUGAGUAUUUAUUCAUUGAAGCCUAGCCAUUUUCAGUCCUCAGUUACACACUUGGAAUAUUAUUGCAACAAAAAUAAUUGGGCGCCACCAGAGUACUACCUAUACUCAACAACAAGUCAGGAUGGGAAACAACUGCUUGUUUAUAAAGUGGUUAUUCCCUCCCUUGCGAACAGUUCACAAGGUACACUGAGCCAUUUCAUGCCUGAUAAGCUCUGCACAAUGCUGGAAGAUGCUAAGGAACUAGCUGCACAAUAUGCACUAACACAUUUAGGUUAG
This is a messenger RNA of Hemiscyllium ocellatum (epaulette shark), 2181 nucleotides long. RefSeq names its product probable RNA-binding protein 46. Lineage: Eukaryota; Metazoa; Chordata; Chondrichthyes; Orectolobiformes; Hemiscylliidae. The transcript is spliced from 9 exons. Gene Ontology annotation, cellular component: nucleus. Gene Ontology annotation, molecular function: mRNA binding. The record is from RefSeq and is a predicted model, not a curated record.